CAUGAACAAGUUUAUGUUAUUCUAGUUCCUAGUAGCCCAGGUAUGUGGACGUUAAGGACAGCAUAUUUUUUAAUUAUCCUAACGAUGGUAGCAUCGCAACGGCGUUUUUACAGACGAACGAACGAUCGUUUCCCUGAUGUACAGGAAUCCACAUUGUCACAAAAGGAAGUUAUGGAUACCACGACCCCUGUGAUCAAUGUGAAAUCCCGUCUUUUACCGAGUCUACAAGAACUCUCCCAGGAAACAGACUUGAAGAGGUCGAGUCGUGAUAUAGUAAGCUCGUUGGUAGACAUCGGACUAACAAACUGGGAGGCAAUCAAAGCCGCGAAGCUCAUCUUGUUGAAUACGCUAGCUAGCGAAAUCGCAACCCUGAUAGAGGAAGUUAAAAACGCGGAUAUCACUGAUUUACUGGAGUCGCCAUACAUCAAUCGUUUAGUGAAUCUGUUGUCCUCUCUUCUGUCAAACUCUGCAUCAUUGCAAAAUUCCAAAAUGGUGACGGAUGCAAUAAACAUCGACGAUGUUGGAACGGAAACGGCUACGAUUCGUGAAUAUUCAUCGUCAGAUUCUACGUCUUCGAUGCAAGAUGCUUCUUCAUCUACAACGUCGUUUUCAUUGCCUCACGGAUCUUCUUUAUAAU
Molecule: messenger RNA, 637 nt
Organism: Megachile rotundata (alfalfa leafcutting bee)
Lineage: Eukaryota; Metazoa; Arthropoda; Insecta; Hymenoptera; Megachilidae
Source: RefSeq, a predicted model, not a curated record